Messenger RNA from Leptosomus discolor (cuckoo roller), 1650 nucleotides. NCBI's taxonomy places the organism in Eukaryota, Metazoa, Chordata, Aves, Leptosomiformes, Leptosomidae. The record is from RefSeq and is a predicted model, not a curated record.
GCAGUUUCUGACAGUGGUUCAGAAUCCCAGAUCUUGGACCUCUCCAACCGCUUCUAUACUCUGAUUCCUCAUGACUUUGGGAUGAAGAAACCACCUCUCUUAAAUAACUUGGAAUACAUUCAGGCUAAAGUGCAGAUGUUGGACAACUUGCUUGAUAUUGAGGUUGCUUAUAGCCUUCUCAGAGGUGGAAAUGAAGAUGGAGAUAAAGACCCAAUUGACAUCAACUAUGAAAAACUUCGAACCGACAUUAAGGUUGUUGACAAAGAUUCAGAAGAAGCCAAGAUUAUUAAACAAUAUGUGAAAAAUACUCACGCUGCUACUCACAACGCAUAUGACCUCAAAGUUGUGGAUAUCUUCAGGAUUGAGCGUGAAGGAGAGAGUCAGCGUUACAAACCGUUUAAGCAGCUUCAUAAUCGCCAGCUGCUGUGGCACGGUUCCCGCACCACCAACUUUGCUGGUAUCCUCUCGCAGGGUCUCCGGAUAGCUCCCCCUGAAGCUCCUGUGACUGGCUACAUGUUUGGGAAGGGCAUCUAUUUUGCGGACAUGGUGUCCAAAAGUGCCAACUACUGUCACACAUCUCAAGCUGAUCCCAUAGGCUUAAUACUGCUGGGAGAAGUUGCCCUUGGAAAUAUGUAUGAGCUAAAGAAUGCUUCUCACAUAACAAAAUUGCCCAAGGGAAAACACAGUGUGAAAGGCUUGGGCAAAACUGCACCUGAUCCCACAGCCACUACCACCCUUGGUGGUGUAGAGGUUCCCUUAGGGAAUGGGAUCUCAACAGGAAUUAAUGAUACCUGUCUUCUGUAUAAUGAAUAUAUUGUGUAUGAUGUUGCUCAGGUAAAUCUGAAGUACCUGCUGAAACUGAAAUUCAACUAUAAGACAUCACUCUGGUGAACAGUAUUUAGAAGCCCUGUUAGAGUUAUACGGUAGUUACACUAUAGCGUUGACUUCUGACAUGCUUACGCAUUGACUUCUUUUACCAAGAUAUCAAGAGCUAAACUGCAGAAGAGGUUACUAAAUGGUAUUUAGUACAACACUUAGUGAAAGUUUUAUAUAAAUGUGUGGCAACACAUGGGCCUGAAUUCUGAUGAGAACGAGUACCUGGUUUUGUUUUAUACCACUUCUAAUUCUGGGGCUUUCAAGUGUUUCUUUUAAUUGACCAAACUGACCAAAAAUAAAGUAAUAAAAAUCAAGCUUGUGUUUUUAGCCAAACAGCUGAGCAAUAGCAGGAGAAGGAACUUGAGGAUGUUUGUGAUAUUUGCUCUGUUAAGGUUCUCUCUUGUUUAAGAUACCCUUUUUCAGUUUUCAUUUGAAUAAAUGAUACAUGUGCAUUUAUUUUGAGGUAAAAAAUAAAAGCUAAUUUCAUACUAACAGCUUUAUGUUUCAAAACUUCCAAAUUGUUUUGGUUUUGAGUCAUGAUCUAAAUGUAUUUGGUAGAAUGUUCUUAAACAUGAUAUCUCUCUGAAGAUAAAUGCCAAAUACUGAAAUAUGUAGUCACGUUUCAGGAAGUCACAGUGAAAUGAAAAUUUGGACUUUCCACUGAGACUUCAUCUGUCAACAGUUGGUGUGAUAAACGUGGAAAAUGAACUUGUGGCUGUUUGAAUUUAGUAUUAGCCCCAAUAAACCUCCUUUAAAUAUCUAUCUUCAACGUGA